Messenger RNA from Tachyglossus aculeatus (Australian echidna), 1811 nucleotides. RefSeq names its product endothelial cell adhesion molecule (gene ESAM). The transcript is spliced from 7 exons. The coding region runs from base 16 to 1230 and encodes 404 amino acids. Gene Ontology annotation, cellular component: plasma membrane; adherens junction. Gene Ontology annotation, biological process: homophilic cell-cell adhesion. Gene Ontology annotation, molecular function: cell-cell adhesion mediator activity. Lineage: Eukaryota; Metazoa; Chordata; Mammalia; Monotremata; Tachyglossidae. The record is from RefSeq and is a predicted model, not a curated record.
CCCCUCUCCCCCCCCAUGGACCCCCAUCCCAGCCCCCCUCGGCCCCGGGCGCCUCGGUUCCUGUUCCCGCUUUUGGGUCUGGGCUUGACCCUGCUGGCUCCCUCGGCGGGGACCAAGAUGACAAUACACAUGGGGCGCCCACUGGUAGAGGCGGUGGAGGGUCAGGGGGCGGUGCUCCCAGCCUGGUACACACUGAGCGGCGGCCCGGCCCCCGGCGGGGAGGAAGUGCCCGUGGUCAUCUGGUUCCUCCAGCGCCCGUACAACGGCUCCUUGCAGCUGCUGACCUACAUUAACAAGGUGUUGACCCCCUUCGAUGCCCGCGUCUCACUGGCCCACCCCAUGCCCUCCCGAAACGUGUCCUUGAAACUGAGGGACCUGAGGGAGUACGACUCAGGAGAGUAUGGCUGUUCCGUCAAUCUGCCAGGGGUCGAGGCGCUAGAGGGAAUCAGCACCCUGAAGCUCAACGUGCUGGUGCCCCCGACUACGCCCUCGUGCCGGCUCCUUAGCACUCCCCGCUUGGGUGCCAACGUGACUCUGAACUGCUCGUCGACCAGAAGCAAACCGAGCCCUCAGUACCAAUGGGAGCGCUCCUCACCGGCUCCCCAAGUCUUCUUCCCGCCUGCCCAAGACUCCGUCCGCGGCUCCCUGACCCUCACCAACCUCUCUGCUGCCAUGUCCGGAGUCUACAUCUGCACCGCAGCCAACCAGUUGGGCAGUGCCCAGUGUAACCUGACCCUGGAGGUCAUCCCCGAGCCGGGGGUGGCCAUGGUGACUGGCGCCGUUGUGGGUACUGCCAUCGGACUGGGGCUGCUGGCCGGACUGGCCCUCCUGUAUGGACGGCGGAAGAAGGCUCAGGAUGAGCCGGCCAACGACAUCAAGGAGGAUGCGUCGGCGCCUCGGACACUGCCCUGGCCCAAGGGGUCAGACACUCUGUCCAAGAACGGGACCCUGUCGUCUGUGACCUCCGCCCGCGCCCUCCGGCCUCCCCACGGACCUGCCAACCCCCGGCCUGGCACCUUCACCCCCACACCCAGUCUCUCCAGCCAAGCCCUGAUGCCCCCCGGACCACCCAGGACAGUCGGGCCGCGGCCCCCAUCGGCGACCCCCACCUCUUCCCUAGCCCCUGCCCCGGCCCCGGCCCCAACCCCAACCCCAGCCUCCGCCCUCACCCGCAUGGGCGCCGUGCCCGUCAUGGUGCCCGCCCAAAGCCAGGCGGGCUCCUUGGUGUGACCCCUCCCCUCCGGCCCCUCUGACCUUUCUCCCUGGAAAGGGGUCACCAGGGGUCAGCAGGGGUUGGCAUCGGGAGGCCCGGGGGCUCUGUGGGGCUGAAGCUGAAACGCCGCCAGGAUGGUAAGAGCAGGGCUGGGGGCUGACCCACGGUGAGCCCACCUUGGGGGAGGGGGUCUUCUCCGCCCCCCACCCUCACUGGCCCCCAUUCCCUUCCUGCCCUUUCCUGUGGGCUUGGGGCACUGGUGUUCCUAAGUUGCGGGUAGCCAGGCACGUGGUGGGGAGUGGCUUAUGUACAAAUUUGAAUUGUGAUUUUUUGGUGUAAAAGUCAAUAAAGACGCGCGUCAGGUUUGUAUGGCAAGUGAUAGACAAGGCUGCGCUCUCCGCCCCCUGCCCCAUUUUUGGGGAUCUGGGAUGAGAGCCAUCCCUUCCCCCAGCCAGAUUCCUCGGUGGGGAGGAGAGGUGGGCGUAGACCCCAGGCGGAGAGCGUAGUUUAGUGGCAAGAGCCUGGGCUUGGGAGUCAGAGGAUGUGGGUUCUAAUCCCCCUCUGUUAUUUGUCUGCUGGGUGACUUUGGGCAAGUCAA